CUGACAGUGACAGCAGUAAAGUACAACUUCCAUCAGAGUUUUUUGAAAAUAUGGGUGAUUCGAAAGACAAAAAAGCUGGUUUGUAUAAAUGUCUCUUCAAAGGCUGUAAGCUAAAGACGAAAAAAAGAUGGGACACCAAAGUAUCUCGUAGUCAAGAAUGAUUCAAGGUGCAACGGAAAGCGUCAUUUUCUGGCACAUGAUCCCAACAAUGAACUUGGACUAAAAGAGAAGUGGAAUUUGGCUGUUGUCAAGAUGACUGGUAAAAACAAAAUUUCAACUGUGGAUCGUGCUCCAACUAGUCUGCAUAUUCUCAGACAAUCAGACUUUGAUAAAUACGUAUUGAAUUUCCUCAUCAUGGAUGGAAUACCUCUUCAUGAAGUUGAAAAUGAAGGAUUCAAGUUACUUAUGUCUAAAGCAGCUCCUCAUUUAAAGAUAUAUGGACGAACGUUCUACACCAUGUUACUUAAAAAAGAAUUUGCUAGCAGACAACAGCAACUCAAACAAGUAUUACUUAAUUGUAGUGAUGCUGCCACUACCAUAGAUGCGUGGACGUGCAGUAGAAGAUCGUACUUAGGCGAAACAGUUCAUUGGUUUGACAAGGCCAGAGUGAAACGACAGAGUGCCUGCCUUGCAUGCCGUCGCAUAAAAGGACGCCACACGCAUGACGUUUUGGAAAAACUGAUCGAAUCAAUUCAUGAAGAAUACCAAAUAACGGAUAAAUUGCGUGGGUCAACGACAGACAACGGUUCCAACUUCCUAAAAUGUUUUCGUGAAACGGGUGCUUCAUCUACGCUUCCGAAUUAUGAAGAAGAGGACAAUCAAGAUUACUAUGAUGAUUCUAAGGAUGAAGAGAUGGUUUAUUUUGAAAUCGGAGAGAUAUUGAAUGACCAUUCAGGAGACACACUAUUGAGAAACGAAAAUUUGACACUACCUGUGCACAGACGGUGUGCUUGCCACCUACUCAGUUUAGUUUCGAAAACCAAUGUAAAAAAAAUCCAAGACUACCUAUUCGAACAAUUAAGGUCAACUGUUUUCGAGAAACUUCAGAAGAUAUGGAAUAAGCAAAAUUCCAGUUCUUUGAAUUCUGACAUUAUAGUGCGGCACUUAGGUAAACUCUUCGUUGUUCGAAAUGACACGCGUUGGAAUUCCGAGUACAAUGCUGUAAGCUGUUUUGUUCGAUUAUUGAAGAAGAAAAACCGUGCAUUGAAGAAGCUUUUUGAAGAACUAAAGCUUGAUUUCAUAACACCAAAUGAAGAACAAUUUUUAAAAGAGUACGUUGUCGUAAUGAAACCUAUGUGCGAUUCCUUGGAUAUAUUACAGGCUAACAUACAUGUUGGAAUGGGGUAUUUAUUACCAACUCUUACUGUGUUGCGAAAGAAGUUGAUGUCUUUUACGGAUGACACUUCUAUUACUCUUUGCCAGGCUUUAGUCAAUAGUCUAUUGGAUGCGAUUCAUUUUCGGUUCGACAAAAUGUUCACUGACAACGAACUUCGACUAGCAACGAUAACGAAUCCCAUGUUUAAGCUCUCGUGGCUAGACAAAGAUGAAGAUAUUGAACUUGCAAAAAGUUUGCUAACUUGUGAAUAUAAUCGUCUUAAGGGCAUCGCACAAGAGGCUUCUUCGUAUAUGAAAGCAGUGACUGUUCUUCAUCUUCUCUAUCUGGCCCAAGCCCAAUAA
Messenger RNA from Daphnia magna, 1677 nucleotides. RefSeq lists its product as uncharacterized. Bases 253 to 1677 code for a protein of 474 amino acids. The record is from RefSeq and is a predicted model, not a curated record. The transcript is spliced from 5 exons. Lineage: Eukaryota; Metazoa; Arthropoda; Branchiopoda; Diplostraca; Daphniidae.